AUGUCUGGGGAAGCGGAGAAAGUCACCCAUCAAGAGCUAACCUCUGCACCGCCGGCUUGGUCGACUGAUGUCGGCGAAACUUCAAAACUGGCCGACAUCAAUGCAGUGGCGAAUGGCGAUGUUGACAAUAAAGCAACCGGCGACAAUGACAAAACUGGUCAGGUCGCCCCAGUUGCAUCAGGCGGUCCUGUGGAGUCACGUAUCGCCGCACCGUCUUCAGCUACCCUAACUCCGGCUCCGGCUCCGGCUCCGGCUCCGGCUCCAGCUUCGGCUCCAACUUCAGAGAGCCUCGCAGAGCCGUCGACAUCAGAAGAGAACUUGGACAGCGCCAAAACCGAGCCUAGCGGCCAGACCAAAGCUACACCCCCCGAAUCCGUCACGUUGCCAGCCGCAUUAGUCAAGACGGUGACAAACGGCACCACCAAAGACGUUGAGACGACGGAUACACCCCAGAAAAGCACGGAGGCAGCUACCUCGGACGUUUCAGCUGAGUCUACGGAGGUUAAUACUGACAAGGUGGCAGAAGAUGCCAAAAAUGACAAAGCCGCUCAUGCGCCAGCUGUUAGUGCUAAUGGCAACACCAGGGACGACGAUGCUGAGAUGGGUGAAGCUCCUGUGGCCCCGGACAGUACAGCAGCGACUAAAACAGCAGCAUCUAUACCGCCGCUUGGGGGCGGAAAGAGAAAGGCAGAGGAGGCUUUCGGGGAUAGCAACGGUGACCUCGGCGAAACGCAGGCUCAACCCGAGAUCAGCAUCACCAACGCCGUGAAUAAGAGCGAGAUACCAACAAAAAAACGCGGCCCCGGCCGGCCCAAGAAACAGCAGAAAGAACGCAAAAUUCUCACAUCAGUUGGACGUACAGCGAGGAAGACAAGAAGCCAAGGUCCGGUAUAA
Podospora anserina S mat+ is the source of this 894-nucleotide messenger RNA. RefSeq lists its product as uncharacterized. The coding region runs from base 1 to 894 and encodes 297 amino acids. The transcript is spliced from 2 exons. The record is from RefSeq and is a predicted model, not a curated record. Lineage: Eukaryota; Fungi; Ascomycota; Sordariomycetes; Sordariales; Podosporaceae.